This is a messenger RNA of Betta splendens (Siamese fighting fish), 1963 nucleotides long. RefSeq names its product ras-related protein Rab-39B-like. Gene Ontology annotation, molecular function: GTP binding; GTPase activity. Gene Ontology annotation, cellular component: Golgi membrane. The transcript is spliced from 4 exons. Bases 335 to 976 code for a protein of 213 amino acids. The record is from RefSeq and is a predicted model, not a curated record. Lineage: Eukaryota; Metazoa; Chordata; Actinopteri; Anabantiformes; Osphronemidae. Gene Ontology annotation, biological process: Rab protein signal transduction.
UUACGUUGGUGCCGUAUUACAACCUGUGAGCUGUCCACAUGGGGCCGACCACGCCACUGUUUAUUGAGCUGGAGAGGAGUGUCCCCCCCCCCCCCCCCCCCCUAAAUUAGAUCACCCAACUGUAAAUCACGUGGACGCCGCUGAGGUGAUUUGGGCCCAUUAUUCUCGCCUCAUGAUUGAGUCCUGAACAAGUGGUGAAAUCUCCGCUUUGGCCUGAUUACGCUGUGGAUUAACUGCACAUUUGUUUGAUCUGAGUCAAACCAAGCUACUUAAAACCCCUUUAAACAGAUUCUAUGCUUCUCCUAAGUGGACUGAAUCAACUCAGUCCAUCGCCAUGGAGACCAUAUGGCUCUAUCAGUUUCGUCUGAUCGUCAUCGGCGACUCCACGGUCGGGAAAUCGUGUCUGAUUCGCAGGUUCACCGAGGGCCGCUUCGCGCAGGCGUCGGACCCAACCGUGGGGGUGGACUUCUUCUCGCGCCUGGUGGAGAUCGAGCCGGGCAAACGGGUCAAACUCCAGAUCUGGGACACCGCGGGCCAGGAGCGGUUCAGGUCCAUCACCAGGGCCUACUACCGCAACUCAGUGGGGGGUCUCCUGCUCUUCGACAUCACGAACCGCCGCUCCUUCCAGAACGUGCACAGCUGGCUGGAGGAGGCGCGGAGCCACGUGCAGCCGCACGCCAUCGUCUUCCUGCUGGUGGGCCACAAGUGCGACCUGGAGGCCCAGCGCCAGGUGAGCCCGCACGAGGCCGAGGAGCUGGCGGGCGCCUUCGGCAUGCGCUACGUGGAGACGUCGGCGCGCGACGCCAUCAACGUGGAGAAGGCCUUCGUGGAUUUGACGAGGUCCAUAUUUGAGCUGGUGAAGAGCAAGGACAUCCAGAUCCAGGACGGCUGGGAGGGCGUGAAGAGCGGCUUCGUUCCCAACACCGUGCACUCGUCGGAGGAGGUCUCCGGCGGCGGCCGCCAGUGCUUCUGCUGAGGCGGCAGCUCCGUUUGUAAGAGAUGACGUCGCUCCGUUUCCAUCGCGGCCGCGCACGAGCCGGUUAUUGAGGCUCAUAACACUUAUAAGACAUUGUUUCGCCUGUUGAAAAGCACAAGCAAACCCUGAAUCCUCACUGUUCUGUAAGUCGUGACUGCUGUGACCCCCGGCCCUCGACAGCUGCUUCAGCCUUUGUGUGUGGCUGAUCCGUCCUUUCCAUUCACGCAUACGAUUCUAAAGCUUUUCUCGGAUAAGAUCCAGAGGGAAACGAGACACAAUGAGAUGAAUGUGCUGCCCUAGAAAUCCAAGUGGCUUAAUACAUAAGGAGGCUGACUAUCAGUGGUGGGAACAGUUCAGAAAUCACCUUAAAGCCUUUUGUGCCCAAACCCAAAGUGUUCGAACACAUUUUAAAGGCAAGUUCAUUAAUAAAUGGUUGAAAUUGAUAGUUUGUGAAAGAACGUCCUAUUAACCAGUGUAUUUUCUACAGUGCGUCAUAUAAAUAAAACAUUCUGAGAACGUCUGCGCUGCAUUCGGUAAAAACUAUUUAUUAGGAUGAAAUCUUCCGCCACUAGAGGGCAGCAGCGAGCCGCUCGCGUCUAAUUCAAUAGAGCAGAACCCAAGUAAUUAAGUGAUCACAAACUGAUGAGCUCCGUCUGUCUGGAGCAGGUCAGAAACACUUCCGGGUGCUUUGAAGCAUAUUUACAUGUGCAGCCUUGAGUCUGUGAUAUUAUUGCGUUAUAAUAGUCAAUGAAACACGGGGCAGUUUUUAGUUUGGACGAGGCGGUGACAUUAGAGGAGCCACAGAGAGUGAGAGAAAAACUGGAGUCAGGAGGAGACGGUGUUUUUAAACGAAUGCAUCUGCAGACGCAUACAUAAAUGACUGCGUUCAAUGGGGAAAAUGUAUCAUCCGUUCACUUCCUGGAAAGGGGCGGGACUAAACGCCAUUCCCCUAAUAGGAAUUCAGAAUAAAAUCAUCUGCAAACUUAA